AUGCCCGUCGUCACCAUCACAUCCAAGGCCCAGUUCGACGAGCUCGUCGCAAAGACGCCCUUCGUCGCCGUCCAAGCCAGCGCAUCCUGGUGCGGUCCCUGCAGGGCCAUCUCGCCCCUUUUCGCCAAGCACUCCGACACCCUCGGCGCCGACAACCACUUCGCCUUCGCCAAGUUCGACACAGACGACGUCCCCGACCUCACCGGCGAGCUCGGCGUCCGCUCCCUCCCCACCUUCUUCUUCUUCGAAAACGGCAACAAGACCGACAGCAGUGUCGUCGGCGCCAACCCGCCCGCGCUGAACAAGACCGUCGCCGAGGUCUCCGAACGGGCCAAGGCCGCUGCCGCCGGCAACUAG
This is a messenger RNA of Metarhizium album ARSEF 1941, 357 nucleotides long. RefSeq names its product thioredoxin M-type. The record is from RefSeq and is a predicted model, not a curated record. Gene Ontology annotation, molecular function: protein-disulfide reductase activity. The transcript has a single exon. NCBI's taxonomy places the organism in Eukaryota, Fungi, Ascomycota, Sordariomycetes, Hypocreales, Clavicipitaceae. Bases 1 to 357 code for a protein of 118 amino acids.